Messenger RNA from Closterium sp. Yama58-4, 4542 nucleotides. The record is from the annotation of a GenBank genome assembly. NCBI's taxonomy places the organism in Eukaryota, Viridiplantae, Streptophyta, Zygnematophyceae, Desmidiales, Closteriaceae.
AUGUGCCCUGCGCUCUGCUCUGCAUUUGCGUGUGCCCUCCGUGCGCUCUGCUCUGCAUUUGCGUGUGCCCUCCGUGCGCUCUGCUCUGCAUUUGCGUGUGCCCUCCGUGCGCUCUGCUCUGCAUUUGCGUGUGCCCUCCGUGCGCUCUGCUCUGCAUUUGCGUGUGCCCUCCGUGCGCUCUGCUCUGCAUUUGCGUGUGCCCUCCGUGCGCUCUGCUCUGCAUUUGCGUGUGCCCUCCGUGCGCUCUGCUCUGCAUUUGCGUGUGCCCUCCGUGCGCUCUGCUCUGCAUUUGCGUGUGCCCUCCGUGCGCUCUGCUCUGCAUUUGCGUGUGCCCUCCGUGCGCUCUGCUCUGCAUUUGCGUGUGCCCUCCGUGCACUCUGCUCUGCAUUUGCGUGUGCCCUCCGUGCGCUCUGCUCUGCAUUUGCGUGUGCCCUCCGUGCGCUCUGCUCUGCAUUUGCGUGUGCCCUCCGUGCGCUCUGCUCUGCAUUUGCGUGUGCCCUCCGUGCGCUCUGCUCUGCAUUUGCGUGUGCCCUCCGUGCGCUCUGCUCUGCAUUUGCGUGUGCCCUCCGUGCGCUCUGCUCUGCAUUUGUGCGUGCCCUGCGCUCUGCUCUGCAUUUGCGUGUGCCCUCCGUGCGCUCUGCUCUGCAUUUGCGUGUGCCCUCCGUGCGCUCUGCUCUGCAUUUGCGUGUGCCCUCCGUGCGCUCUGCUCUGCAUUUGCGUGUGCCCUCCGUGCACUCUGCUCUGCAUUUGCGUGUGCCCUCCGUGCGCUCUGCUCUGCAUUCGCGUGUGCCCUGCGCUCUGCUCUGCAUUUGCGAGUGCCCUGCGCUCUGCUCUGCAUUUGCGUGUGCCCUCCGUGCGCUCUGCUCUGCAUUUGCGUGUGCCCUCCGUGCGCUCUGCUCUGCAUUUGCGUGUGCCCUCCGUGCGCUCUGCUCUGCAUUUGCGUGUGCCCUCCGUGCACUCUGCUCUGCAUUUGCGUGUGCCCUCCGUGCGCUCUGCUCUGCAUUUGCGUGUGCCCUCCGUGCGCUCUGCUCUGCAUUUGCGUGUGCCCUCCGUGCGCUCUGCUCUGCAUUUGCGUGUGCCCUCCGUGCGCUCUGCUCUGCAUUUGCGUGUGCCCUCCGUGCACUCUGCUCUGCAUUUGCGUGUGCCCUCCGUGCGCUCUGCUCUGCAUUUGCGUGUGCCCUCCGUGCGCUCUGCUCUGCAUUUGCGUGUGCCCUCCGUGCGCUCUGCUCUGCAUUUGCGUGUGCCCUCCGUGCGCUCUGCUCUGCAUUUGCGUGUGCCCUCCGUGCGCUCUGCUCUGCAUUUGCGUGUGCCCUCCGUGCGCUCUGCUCUGCCUUUGCGUGUGCCCUGCACUCUGCUCUGCAUUUGCGUGUGCCCUCCGUGCGCUCUGCUCUGCAUUUGCGUGUGCCCUCCGUGCGCUCUGCUCUGCAUUUGCGUGUGCCCUCCGUGCGCUCUGCUCUGCAUUUGCGUGUGCCCUCCGUGCGCUCUGCUCUGCAUUUGCGUGUGCCCUCCGUGCGCUCUGCUCUGCAUUUGCGUGUGCCCUCCGUGCGCUCUGCUCUGCAUUUGCGUGUGCCCUCCGUGCGCUCUGCUCUGCAUUUGCGUGUGCCCUCCGUGCGCUCUGCUCUGCAUUUGCGUGUGCCCUCCGUGCGCUCUGCUCUGCAUUUGCGUGUGCCCUCCGUGCGCUCUGCUCUGCAUUUGCGUGUGCCCUCCGUGCGCUCUGCUCUGCAUUUGCGUGUGCCCUCCGUGCGCUCUGCUCUGCAUUUGCGUGUGCCCUCCGUGCGCUCUGCUCUGCAUUUGCGUGUGCCCUCCGUGCGCUCUGCUCUGCAUUUGCGUGUGCCCUCCGUGCGCUCUGCUCUGCAUUUGCGUGUGCCCUCCGUGCGCUCUGCUCUGCAUUUGCGUGUGCCCUCCGUGCGCUCUGCUCUGCAUUUGCGUGUGCCCUCCGUGCACUCUGCUCUGCAUUUGCGUGUGCCCUCCGUGCGCUCUGCUCUGCAUUUGCGUGUGCCCUCCGUGCGCUCUGCUCUGCAUUUGCGUGUGCCCUCCGUGCGCUCUGCUCUGCAUUUGCGUGUGCCCUCCGUGCGCUCUGCUCUGCAUUUGCGUGUGCCCUCCGUGCACUCUGCUCUGCAUUUGCGUGUGCCCUCCGUGCGCUCUGCUCUGCAUUUGCGUGUGCCCUCCGUGCGCUCUGCUCUGCAUUUGCGUGUGCCCUCCGUGCGCUCUGCUCUGCAUUUGCGUGUGCCCUCCGUGCGCUCUGCUCUGCAUUUGCGUGUGCCCUCCGUGCGCUCUGCUCUGCAUUUGCGUGUGCCCUCCGUGCGCUCUGCUCUGCAUUUGCGUGUGCCCUCCGUGCACUCUGCUCUGCAUUUGCGUGUGCCCUCCGUGCGCUCUGCUCUGCAUUUGCGUGUGCCCUCCGUGCGCUCUGCUCUGCAUUUGCGUGUGCCCUCCGUGCGCUCUGCUCUGCAUUUGCGUGUGCCCUCCGUGCGCUCUGCUCUGCAUUUGCGUGUGCCCUCCGUGCGCUCUGCUCUGCAUUUGCGUGUGCCCUCCGUGCGCUCUGCUCUGCAUUUGCGUGUGCCCUCCGUGCGCUCUGCUCUGCAUUUGCGUGUGCCCUCCGUGCGCUCUGCUCUGCAUUUGCGUGUGCCCUCCGUGCGCUCUGCUCUGCAUUUGCGUGUGCCCUCCGUGCACUCUGCUCUGCAUUUGCGUGUGCCCUCCGUGCACUCUGCUCUGCAUUUGCGUGUGCCCUCCGUGCGCUCUGCUCUGCAUUUGCGUGUGCCCUCCGUGCGCUCUGCUCUGCAUUUGCGUGUGCCCUCCGUGCGCUCUGCUCUGCAUUUGCGUGUGCCCUCCGUGCGCUCUGCUCUGCAUUUGCGUGUGCCCUCCGUGCGCUCUGCUCUGCAUUUGCAGAGGGGUGCGACUUCUCUUUGUCAACGCCUCUUUGCCCCCCUCCGCGCUCCCCCCCUCCGCGCUGCCCUCGCCCUCACUGCCGCGCUCCCCCUCCCCGUGGCUCAACGCGGGGGGGAGGCUGGAGGAGUGGGGCGGGGGCGAGGGGCAGUGGAGGCGGGUGGCAUGGCGGGGCAGGCAGACGGGGGGCGGCGGUGCAGGGGGGGCGAGCAGGGGCGGGAGGCGCGGGCGUGUGUGGGCGUGAGGGGGGACGUGGCUGUGUGGCAGCGGCGGCGCGAGUUGUUCCCCCAGGCAGCAGUGGGCAUGUCGCUGCUGCUGCAGUACUUCAACCAGCCCUCCAACGUGCAACCCCUUGUCUCCCGCCUGCACGCCUGCGCUGCCAGCGACGGCGGUGCUGCUGCUGGUGCUACCACUGCCGCUGGUUCUGCUGGGAGCGCAGGAGAGGAGCAAGGGCAUGGGAGUGGGGGUGGGAGCAGGGUUGGGGGGGCAGGAGGGGCGGCGUGGGCGGGGCUGGGGGGCGAGGUGAGUUGGGAUGAGCGGGGGGCGGGGAAGGGAGGAGGUGCAGGGGCGGGGAAGGGAGGAGGUGCAGGGGCGGGGAAGGGAGGAGGUGCAGGGGCGGGGGCGGCGGAGGGUGGCGGCAUGGCGGGGGGGGAGGGCGGGGGAGGGCAGGCGGGGUGCGGGAUAGAGCUGACGGCCAAUGUGGAUGAACCCUCCUCCUGGCCGCUCUGGCUGCAGAUGUGGCAGGACACGGGGGGAGGACACGGAGGGCAGGGGGGGCAGGAAGGGCAGGGAGGGAAGGGAGGGCAGGGAGGGCAGGGGGGAGGGCAGGGGGGAGCUGAGGGGGGAGGGCAGGCAGUAAACCACUGGGCAGGGCUGUCGCUGCCACCGCUGCCGAGUCAACCCGGCACCGAGCCGACCAACGCCACACUCGCACCCCCCUCAUAUCCCCCGUCCCCCUCCCCCUCCCCCUCUCCUUCAUGCGAGCACCAUGGCUGCACCCAGCAGCCGUCCUUCCUGCGAGUCAUCUUCCGCCACAACACCCACGAGGUCUUCGCCUUCAACCGCGCCGCCGCCGCCUCCCGCGCGCCCCUGCUCACUCUCCUCCAAGACGACCUGCUCCCGCCCGCCUCCUGCCGCUGGCUGCACGCCCUCCUGCACGCCCACGCCGCACUGCCCUCCCUCGCAGCCCUGGGGUACCGCACAGGGAAAGUGGACGUGGAUAGUCGUAAGGGCGAGGGCGUGAGGGCGUAUCAGAGGCAGAGCCGCGCGCUGUGGGCGCAGCCGGUGUGGGAGGCACGGGCGGGCGUGCGCGGGUACAUGGCGGGGGUGGUGGACUCGGGGCCGCUGGUGGUGCGGCGGGGGGUGUGGGAGAGCAUGGGGGGGCUGGAUGAGGGCAUGUCCACCAGAGGGCAGAGCGCCAUGGUCACUGACUGGGUGCUGGCGUUCCAUGUGUGGAUGGCGGGACAUAAGGUGCGUGCAUGGCGGGACACAAGGUGCGUGCACGGGGAAUGGGUGGAUGGGCCAUGCGUGGAUGAGGGCAUGUCCACCAGAGGGCAGAGCGCCAUGAUCACUGGCUGGGUGCUGGCGUUCCAUGCAUGGAUGGCUGGGCUCAAGGUGUGUGCUCGUUCCUGUGCUGCGCCAGUGUUGCCGCUGUGCUGA